GUGCUGUGUCUGCACAAUCCUUCCAGCGCCUGGGAACCUGCCCUACGCUUGGAUGCGUCUUCCCGCCGGACCAGUAAGCAAUUGUAUCUGCCGAAGCUCAACAGGAGCACCCACUGAUCGAUGCAUGAUAGAGCCGACUUCCUCGCCGGCCAGUACUUCGACAUCCGUCUAGAGGUCCACGCCCCACAGAACGGCUCUGAAGCGAUCGGUUUACCGUUAGACGAGGCCUUCACAUUUACCAUCGCCAAGGGAGAUGGCGAGGCUAAGCCUGUGACCGAGUUCUUCGGCAUCGAGGAGGCGGAGCUUGAAAAGUGGAACUUCACUUGGUACGAGGACCUCUUUGCCCGCGAUGCGAAGAAGCCUUCGGUCGUGGACGUGGCUGCUAAGGCCUACCGAAGACUUGCUCUCUACGAGCCGGGCGAGUACACCGCAACGCUGCACUACAACAAUGGUAGCGCUACCACCGCAAACUGGUUCGUCCGCGACCUAGCCGAAGAGCGCAAGGCGAAGAACAUCAUCCUCUUCAUUGGAGACGGCAUGACCACCAACAUGAUCACGGCAGCCCGCUUGAUCGCUCACAAGACCAUCAACGGAAAGUAUCAGAGUCUAAUGCAGAUGGACAAAUUCCCGGUUCUUGGACAUCAGAUGACGCAUUCGAUCGACUCGUUUAUUACCGACUCUGCAAAUUCUGCUUCCGCACUGUAUACCGGCCACAAGAGCAGUGUGAACUGCUUGGGUGUAUACGCCGACUCUAGCAAGGACCCCUUCGACGAUCCCAAGGUUGAAACCAUUGCCGAGAUUUUCCACCGACUCACCGGUGGACACGUCGGCAUCGUCUCGACCGCCUACAUCGCCGACGCCACGCCUGCUGCUCUUACAGCCCACACCCGUGCACGAAGCGAAUACGGCGCCGUCGUUGACUCCUUCCUCAACGGCAUUACCAACUAUACUUGGACCAAGUGGGACGGCCCGGAUGUUCUCUUUGGCGGAGGCGCCGAGCAAUUCUACUCUCCCGAGCUAGGCGGCGAGACGUACCAGGAGAAGGACUACUACGCCGAGUUUGCUAAGAAGGACUACAACGUCCUCUGGAACCGGACUGCCCUUCUGGCUGCCCCCUCAGACGAGAGGGCACUCGGGAUCUUCACCGUUUCGAACAUGGCUAAGUGGCUCGACCGCAACGUCUACCGCAGCAACCUCAACCAAUCGCUCCACCCCUCCGGCGACGAGUCCCCCGCGCUCGAUCAGCCAGGCCUCAAGGAAAUGACCCUUAAGGCUAUCGAUAUUCUACAGGCACGCUCGGGAGACAAGGGUUUCUUCCUCAUGAGCGAAGCCGCCUCUAUCGAUAAGAUGAUGCACGUCCUUGACUACGACCGCGCACUUGGCGAGCUUCUGGAGCUUGACGACACCAUCAAGGCUACCGUACAGAAGCUUAACGAAACCGGCUGCCUCAAAGAGACCCUCAUCCUGGUCACGGCUGACCACGGGCACGGCUUCGAUGUCAUGGGCUCCGUGGAUACGACGUAUCUCAUGGCGCAGAACACGGACCGCAAGAAGCGCGACGCAGUUGGCACGUAUCAGAACUCAGGUCUCUCACAAUACAUCAACACCGGUAACCUUACAUAUACCGACAGCAACUUCCCCUCUAACUGGGAUCCCCGCUACACGCUCUUCCAGGGUCUAAUGGCCGACCCCGACCGCCGCGAGACGUGGUCUGUUCGCAAAGACGGACCUCGCGAGCCCGCUGUCGAGCUCGAGGAGGAUUCCGAGGACUUCUACGCCAACCCUGAAGAUGGCGAGGGCGGCAUUCUGCUGAAUGGCACGCUUCCCGUCGAGAACGACCAGGGCGUGCAUUCGCUCACCGACGUGCCUGUCUUCGCCAUGGGGCCGUGUCAGGAGAAGUUUAUGGGCGUGUUCAACAGCAUUGAUAUCUUCUUCAGCAUGGCGGAGUGCUUUGGGCUGGCGAGGGGGACGCCUUCGUAGUGGAGGGUUGACUUGAUGAGCGAUGAUACAUGAUGAGGUGAGAAUGUAUAUACACGUAGAUAGUUAUCCGGAUAUGAAUGGUUAGUGGUACUGCAUCUCACAAGUGGAGAGAAGAGCGCGUGGUUGAAGAAAAUGGACAGUAUGACCCGACUAUAUUCUCGGACACGCCUAGGUCCCAGGGCCAAUCCAGCCC
Molecule: messenger RNA, 2173 nt
Organism: Trematosphaeria pertusa
Lineage: Eukaryota; Fungi; Ascomycota; Dothideomycetes; Pleosporales; Trematosphaeriaceae
Product: alkaline phosphatase-like protein
Exons: 3
Coding region: 121-1980 (619 amino acids)
Biological process (GO): dephosphorylation
Molecular function (GO): alkaline phosphatase activity
Source: RefSeq, a predicted model, not a curated record